UCCGAGGAGGAAGAAGCAGUAGGAACCCAAUGGUCUGAGAGGAAGGGGGAAGCGGAGGGGAGCAUGUCUCUUGUAGCUCCUGGGCAGAAGGAAGAGACCUGCGGAGCUGACCCGAACACAACCCCGAGCCUAGAGUCCAACCUUUUCAGCCAAGCCCCGGCGAGCCCACCCGUACCAGUUGCACUCCAGUCCCCCUGCAGACAGACAAAGGAGAAAUAAGAGACGUCAGAUGCAAUGUAACAGAGCAAAUGAGUCAAGCUUGUUCUCCACUCCCAGAACCCACAGCUCAUCACCUGCUUUCUCCCAACCCCACACCUGAGGUGUGGCCAGCCACCCUGCUCAGCUCAAGGAUCUCAUUCCAGGUGGUGUGAGCGCCCUAUGACACAUCCAAAAAGAUUUUGCUAUGAGCAAUGGCAAAAAUUUCACUGCCUAUGUUUUCUUCCUGGAGUUUUACAGUUUCAGCAACUGGUGAGGAGUAGGCUCAGGGAUGCCAUUGGCUGUUGACCCACCGCCAGCCAAUCCUGGGCCCCGAAUCAUCACUGGAAAUCUUGGGACUCGGAUCACAGAGAACGCUGGUUCCUCGGUCUGCAGCCGCGCACAGGCACUGAUGGGAGAAGAGGGAAAGAUUUCUCCGCUUUGGGGACGGUUUGCUCUCCCGUUGCGACUGUGCCCAAGGGCAGGUUAGAGAGAGGGACAACCAGAAAAUCGUCGUUUGAGCUUCCGUGGAGGGAGGAAGACGCAGAAGUUAAUUCUGGCAGGGUCACAAGGGCAUUUACCGAGAUCAGGACUGCGGUGCCAAGUCUCCCUGGCUGAUUUUCCCGCGCCCACGGCCUGCGGUCCUGCGCCUCCUGGGUGACUCGUCCCUGGUGCUAUGGAGCCCGCGGCUUCUCGGCCUGACCCCCUGCUCUUCUUCCCGCUCCUGGGCCUUUCUACACUGGUCUCAGCCCAGUUUUCCGUUGUGGGGCCAGCCAAUCCCAUCCUGGUCAUGGUGGGAGAAAACACCACGUUACGCUGUCACCUGGCACCUGAGAAAAGUGCGGAGGACAUGGAGGUGCGGUGGUUCCGGUCUCAGUUCUCCCCGGCCGUGCUGGUGUACAAGGGCGGGCGGGAGAGGACAGAGGAGCAGAUGGAAGAGUACCGCGGACGGACAACCUUUGUGAGCGAGGACAUCGGCCGGGGGAGCGUGGCGCUCACCAUACACAACGUCACGGCCCGCGACAACGGCGUGUACCGCUGUUACUUCCAGCAGGGCAGGUCCUACGACGAGGCCGUCAUGCGCCUGAUAGUGGCAGGCCUGGGCUCCCAGCCCCUCAUUGAAAUGAAGGGCCACGAGGAUGGGGGCCUCCGGCUGGAGUGCACAUCCGUGGGGUGGUACCCAGAGCCCCACGCAGUGUGGAGGGACCCUUAUGGGGAGAUCGUGCCCGCCCUGGAGGAGGCUUACAACGAGGACACGGACGGCCUCUUCAUGGUCACCUUGGCCGUGAUCGUCAGGGACUGCUCGGUGAGGAACAUGACCUGUUCCGUCAACAACACGCUGCUCAGCCAGGAGAAGGACUCCGUGAUUUUCAUUCCAGAACCCAUUAUUCCCAGCACGUCUCCCUGGACGGUGGCCCUGGCUAUCACCCUGCCUGUUCUGUUCCUCCUCAUCACUGGGGGCAGCAUCCGUCUCAUCAGGAAACUCUACAGAGAAAAAGAGAUUCUGUCAAUGGAAAAAGAGAUUGAAAACAAAGAGAAAGAAAUUGCACGUAAGGAACUGGGGAGAGAACGUGUGGAAAAAGAGAAAGAACGUCUAAUAAAAGAGCAACUGCAAGAAGAAUUGCGAUGGAGAAGAAGCCUCUUACAUGCUGCUGAUGUGGUCCUGGACCCAGACACCGCUCACCCCGAGCUCUUCCUGGCAGAGAACUGCAGAAGCGUGCGGCGGGGCCCCUCCAGGCAGAGCUUGCCUGAUAACCCUGAGAGGUUCGACUGCCGGCCGUGCGUCCUGGGCGGGGAGAGCUUCUCCUCGGGGAAGCACUACUGGGAGGUGGAGGUUGAAAACGUGAUGGUCUGGUCCGUGGGGGUUUGUAGGGACAGUGUGGAGAGGAAAGGGGAGGCGAUGCUGAUCCCGGAGAAUGGCUUCUGGACCCUAGAGAUGUUCGGAAACAAGUACCGCGUCUUAUCCUCCCCCGCGAAGAUCCUUCCGCUGAAGGAGCGCCUCCAGCGGGUGGGCGUCUUCCUGGACUACGAAGCUGGAGAUAUCACCUUCUAUAACAUGAGGGACAGGUCACACCUCUACACGUGUCCCCGUUCACUCUUCUCUGGGCCCCUGAGACCCUUCUUCAGGCUGGGGUCUGAUGACAGCCCCAUCUUCAUCUGCCCAGCGUUCACAGGGGCCCAUGGGAUCACAGUGCCCGAGGAUGGCCUGGUUCUUUACAGGCCAGGGGCCCGCCGCCGUUACCAGCACCAAUUCCUCGGCUUCGGAGCUAAGUAGAGAAGCCCUGGCCAUCUCUAUCGGCGGGGCACAGCGCCCCCAGAGGAAAGCCGCCCUCUUGCCCUCUGGUUACAGAAGACCCUUCCAGAGGCCACCUUGACACCCUCUUCAGGCCUCAGCACCAUCUCUCCCUCGUUGGGCUGUUGCUUCAGUAGCUCAUUUGCUUGUAGCCAUGGGGCAGGAGCCCGUCUCAGGGGAACUUGUGCUGCCAUAUGGCUCCCAACCAAGAAAAGAGUGUGAGAAAGCCACAGGCUGAAAACCUGCUGCUUUGACAUCAGGGUGUCACAUUCAGCAUGGUGCUUGAGUUGACAUCAGACACGGUGGAUUUGGGUGAGGGCACCGGGGUCUGAGAGGAAGAAGGGAACCCCAGGGCCUUCUAAGGGGAGGGGGCACCACAUUGGAGGUCAGUGACAGAGGAAGAGGGAGCAGAGAGCUGCGAGGGGCAGGGCUGUUGGGGUGGCUAAGCCUCACCGUGACAGCCAAGGGGGUCCCAGGAUCUUAUGGUCCAUUUCCACCUCACACCUAAGAUUUCCAGCCCACACAGUAAGGCUCCCCAGACCUAGAAUUGGGAUGAAAGUGGAGGACACAUCUGGAUCUGGCCGGCUCCGGUGCCCCUGCAAUACACAAGGAGUCAGGACUCAGCGCCAGUGGCCUGAGCUGAAGGUCCCGACUGAGCAGGUGAGCAGUGAAUCCAGUCAGUCACAGGUCCAGCUCCGUGUCCAGUUUCUUGACAGCGGUGUCCAGUUUCUUGUCACGAUGCCUUUAUAUACUUAAAAAUUACUGAGGACCUGAAACAGCUUUCACUUGUUUUGCUUAUAUCUGCCAAUAUUUACUAUAUUGGAUUGAAAAGCUUUAGAGAUGUAUUUAUAAUCUGUAUUGAAAUGAAAGUUAUAAACUGAUUACAGGCUAAUAUAAAUAACAUUUUGUGAAAAAUAACUCGUUUGCAAAGCAAAAUAAACGUUAGUGAAGU
Molecule: messenger RNA, 3440 nt
Organism: Rhinolophus ferrumequinum (greater horseshoe bat)
Lineage: Eukaryota; Metazoa; Chordata; Mammalia; Chiroptera; Rhinolophidae
Product: butyrophilin subfamily 2 member A2
Exons: 11
Coding region: 872-2470 (532 amino acids)
Biological process (GO): regulation of cytokine production; T cell receptor signaling pathway
Cellular component (GO): external side of plasma membrane
Molecular function (GO): signaling receptor binding
Source: RefSeq, a predicted model, not a curated record